UCGUCAGUUUAGAGCGAGGGCGCUGUCCAGACGGCCGUCAGCGCAGCCGCUCCUCUCGCCGACCCCUCCGACCGCUCUGUCUCGACCGGCCGGUCAGUUUGACCGUUGUUGAAGAUGGGAUUCCAGGAGGUACAGACGGGCUACUUGCCCCUGCCCGAUACACCGAGCAACAGCUCUGAAUCGAUAGACACGCAGCCGGAGGCUCCCCUGCUGGGAGAUCAACCGAAGAAAAAGAAGCGCGCCCUCACCAUCUUCUCGGCUGCCAUAUGCAUCAUCAACCUGGAAGCUGGGAGCGGAAUGAUGGCCUGUCCGAGAGCGACCAUCAACGCAGGCUGGAUGGGUUUCGUGCUGUUCGUGCUGUGCGGCAGCAUGUCGGCGUUCAACGGUAUCCUGCUGACGUGGUCGCGCUCCAUUAUUGAGGAGCGCUACCCCGAAUACAACGGCCACGUACGCAGUCCGUUUGCGGAGAUCGCUACCAAGGCGUUCGGCAGGCCUGGCAGAAUGCUGUUCAACUUCUGCAUCUUCAUGAGCCACUUUGGCGCCUCCGUGGUGAACAUGCUGCUCUGUGCAGAGCUGAUGGAGAGCUUCUCCGGCUGGUCGCGCUGCUUCUGCAUUCCUCUGAUCGCCUUCUGCUUUAUGCCGUCAUCGUGCCUGCCCUCGCCGGCCAAGUUCAGGUGGUUUUCAGGAUUUUCGGUCAAACGGCACAAGUUCGGUUUAUGCUCAGUUCAAGAUAGUCGUCCGCGUCUGACCAUGGCGUUUGUAACGGUCCAGUGCGAUCGAAGUAAGCCUCAUCCAUAUGGAACCAAACAACCGAAUUCCGACACUUUACUAUUUAAUAAACAAACCGUAGCGCCGUCGCCGUUCAUACUUCACCAAACAAUUUUCCCGUUUAAAACCACACCACGAAAAAGCGUAACAUUUCUUUCCUCUGCUGGCACCCGCAGGAAGAUUAUCUACAUGGGUCUGAUGGCGGCCAUGGUGGCCUGUUUGUGCUGCAUCAUCCGGCUCUCGAUGUGGAUCUCUGAGAUGAAGGAGCCGGCCGUGCGCACGCCGCCCAGUCUGCAGACCUUCUCGCUCGGCCUGGCCACCAUCAUGUUCAGCUUUGCCGGCGCGGGCGCGCUGCCCACCAUCCAGAAUGACAUGGCUGACAGAAGCAAGUUCACGCGCAGCGUCUUCCUCGGAUACGGAGGCCUGAUCGUGCUCUUCAGCAGCAUGUCUGCCCUCGGCUUCACCGCGCUGGGCGACAAGCUCUCCGCCAACAUCAUCAACUCGCUGCCGGAUGGCGACUUCCGCAAGAUCAGCCAGCUGGCGUUCACCAUCAGCCUCAUCACGGCCACGUACACCCUCAUCAACCCCGUCUUCAGACAGGUGGAGGGACCGCUCAAGAUCGAGGGACCCGACAUGAGCCUCAAGCAGGUGCUGGUGCGUACGGUGGUCAUCGGUCUGAUGGUGCUGGUCGGCCUCACCGUGCCCAGCUUCGACAAAAUCCUCAACCUGCUCGGCUCCACGACCAUCGGCGUUCUGGCGUUCAUAAUGCCGCCCGUGUUCUACCUUCGUCUAGUCACUCAGCAUCAGGAGGGAUGGCCCGAGAGGAAAGUGUCCGGCUGGCAGAAGGUGGCCGUCCCUGUGGCCAUCCUGCUCAGCAUUGGCGGUACUGGGUGCGCGCUCAAGGCAGCCCUACAGGAUCUGGCCAGUGCAGAGGCCAUCUCUGGCUCGUGUUUGAUACCCAUGUAACCGGCUGGCGGCCGAACAAGGCGCUGGGAUCUCAGGAAGUGGUGUUCGGUACGACAGGAAUCCAACGGCGGCGGCCGCCGCAGUGCUGUACUCGCCGCAGACGAGCCGUCCUCCGUAAACACUGCCGCCGUCGCGUGCCACCGACGGGCGGCGCCAGACUGAGCCGGACGGCUGACACGCUGCUCUCGGAGGCCCCGUCCCGGUCACCCGGCUGACGCGACCCGGUCACAGACACCCCCCGGGGAGACGGACCGGCACGCGCCGCUGAAACACGAGCCGCCGCCGGCUCGGAUGGCUCCGGGCGCCCCAUCAGCUGUCGGGUCGGCGUGUGUAAGACUGCUAGAGCAACACGCAGGGUAACGCAAGAGAUCGACGAGACUGCGUGACACAAGAGAGGACAUGAGAACAGGCUCGAUGGAGACACGGCGGCGGCGCGGAAACGAAUGGGGUGAACGGAAAACGCGACCGAGGCGAUUGCAGUGCUGCACUAGGUGGUGGUCGUCAUGCGUAACAUUACCGAUCGACGGUCACUCUACUCUUCCAGUAACAUGAGAGGUGAACUUCCUGACCUCAGGGUGGCCAGGCCAGCUGCCCUAAUAGUCAUCAUAUCGAGCUUGUGCUAACAAGUCACUGACAUGUUCAGGUGACGUACUGUGAUGUCAACUGGCGACGGUUCCUUUUGCUGUAUGGGAUGGUGCUGAUAACUGAUCCGAUGCGUUCACCCGGAUGGCCGUACCGUUUAAGACUGAUAUCUAGUUACAUUUUAAUGUAGGUAUAUAAGCAUUGAGCUUCCCAAUGGAAUAAUUAACGAGAUGAUGUGAACUUAUCAUGCAAUGAUGAUACAACACACGGAUAUUUGGUGGUUUAUCACCUUUGUCUGUAAUAUGCAGUUUUAUGAAUAAAUGUUGGAAAUGCG
This is a messenger RNA of Amphibalanus amphitrite, 2650 nucleotides long. Its product is annotated as amino acid transporter AVT3C-like. Bases 115 to 1734 code for a protein of 539 amino acids. Gene Ontology annotation, biological process: L-alanine transport; amino acid transmembrane transport. Gene Ontology annotation, molecular function: L-proline transmembrane transporter activity; L-alanine transmembrane transporter activity. NCBI's taxonomy places the organism in Eukaryota, Metazoa, Arthropoda, Thecostraca, Balanomorpha, Balanidae. The transcript is spliced from 9 exons. Gene Ontology annotation, cellular component: vacuolar membrane. The record is from RefSeq and is a predicted model, not a curated record.